GGAGCUGAGACCCGGCGGUGGCGGCGCGGUGCGCGCGCGCGGGAUUGUGACGCGCCCUCGCGGAGCCGCCGGAAGCACCGCCCGGAGCGGGGAGAGCUGGAAGCGGCGGCAGAAUUAAUUGAAGCUUGACUUACCGCUUCAGUGGAAGGUGAAGUCAUUGCUCAAGGAUGCAAUGUAUACAUGAAGCUUAAGAUCUGAACCUGCUAUGACUGACCCAGACGUCCUCACUGAGGUCCCAGCAGCUCUCAAGCGUCUUGCCAAAUAUGUGGUGCGUGGCUUCUAUGGCAUUGAGCAUGCUUUGGCUCUGGACAUUCUCAUCAGGAAUCCCUGUGUGAAGGAAGAGGACAUGUUAGAGCUCCUUAAGUUUGAUAGGAAGCAGCUGCGGGCUGUCCUUAACACCCUCAAAGGUGACAAGUUCAUCAAAUGCAGGAUGAGGGUAGAGACGGCUCCAGACGGCAAAACCACCCGUCACAACUACUACUUCAUCAACUACCGCCUCCUGGUUAACGUGGUGAAGUACAAGCUGGACCACAUGAGGAGGAGGAUUGAGACAGAUGAAAGAGACUCCACAAAUCGUGCCUCUUUUAAAUGCCCCAUUUGCUUCAGCACUUUCACAGACCUGGAAGCCAACCAGCUGUUUGACCCCAGGACAGGAACUUUCCGCUGUACUUUCUGUGAGACUGAAGUGGAAGAAGAUGAGUCGGCGAUGCCCAAAAAGGAUGCAAGGACACUCGUGGCAAGAUUUAAUGAGCAGAUUGAGCCCAUCUACGCUCUGCUUCGUGAGACAGAAGAUGUUAACUUAGCCUAUGAAAUCCUCGAGCCAGAACCCACAGAGAUUCCUGCCCUGAAGCAGAGCAAGGAGCGUGCAGCUGGUACCGGUUCAGGGGCAGGAGCUGGCCUUGCAGGUGGACACCAUCGGGAAGCAUGGACUACAAAAGGACCAUCAUAUGAGGACUUGUAUACCCAGAACGUUGUCAUCAGCAUGGAGGACCAGGAGGAUCUUAACCGACCUACAGCUGAAGGAAAGCCAGUCAGAGAGAGACCAAUUUGGCUACGGGAGAGCACGGUGCAGGGGGCUUAUGAUCCUGAUGAAAUCAAAGAUGGGGGCCGGGAUUUGGAUACCUUCCAGGAGCGUGAGGAAGGCCGGGUAUCUCUGGAUGAUAAUGAAGAGGUGAUGCGUGCCCUCCUCAUCCAUGAGAAGAAGACCCCUUCUGCUUCGACAGUCAGCAUUGGAGGUGCUGCUCCCCUCUCUGGUGCCAAUGCUAGUGACUCUGAGAGUGAGACAAGUGAGUCAGAAGAGGAAUCCCCUCCUCGCCCUCCCACCACGGCCACCACAAUAUAUGGGCUGGAGGAUGAGGAGGAGGAUGAAGAGUUUGAGGUGGUGGCAGAAGACCCCACUGUCACAGUGGCUGGGCGUCCACACUCCUACAGCCAAGUGAGUCAGCGCCCUGAGCUGGUGGCCCAGAUGACACCUGAAGAAAAGGAGGUUUACAUAGCCAUGGGGCGACGCAUGUUUGAGGAUAUGUUUGAUUAACUGCUUCCUGCCAUGGUAUUUUUUUAAAAAGUGAUUUAAUUUUUAGUCCAGAAACUACCUAGUGAAACAGAAGACUGAAGUGCAUCUUUCCUCCCCUGUGCGCAGGGACACUGUGGCUCAGGGCUGCUGAUCUGGGGCAUCUUGCUCACCAGAGAGGGAGAGCAGGAAGGCUGCAUGUGCCAAAACAGUUAGGGGAGAAGUCUCAGAAGUGAGGAUGCUUGCAGGGUAAAAAUCUUCUCUAAUGGUGCCCUGCUUUAACUUUUUUCGAGGCUCCAGCAGCUGGAUCCCCCUGAUUGUUUUGAGUUGAUUUUUGUUGCAUAUUCUGGUGAAGUCCCCAUCCCUGCCCUCAGAGGAUGCAAGUGCUCCCUGGUCUGACCAGAAUGCUCUCAGUGUAGAGCGUAAGUAACAUUACAGCUGCCCGUGUUCAGUGAGGGGAGAGGAGAGGGAAGCACUUGUCUGCUGAUGGCAAGCUUGGGCAGGGCUUUUAGCUGACCUCCUGCCAGCAGCCACUGGCCACCAGAACUGGCUUAUUUUCUAAGCAGCCCUGUGGGCAGCAAUCUCUUCUUGCUCCUGUUCACUCUUUACUAGUGAACUCACUUUACUAGCUUACUCACUCUUUACUUUACUCAGCAGCUCAAGGUCAGGUGUAACUUGAAACACACAGAGUGAAAGCCUUGGCAAGCACACAGUCACUCUUUGUCAGUGUAACAAAAGCCCUUUGUGGAUGCGAGCUGUCAGAGUGCUCUGACUUAUCAGGAGAUACCUUCAUUUUCCAGUGUUGCUGCCUGCCACUUCUGCCCAGCCCUGUCCAAACUCCCGUGUUGCUGACGGUUCCUAGUGGGCAGGGCUGCAGUCAGACAGUGCCAGAGAAAUGGCAUUGCUGGGUUGGAUUGGCAGUCACACAAGGGCUGUAUCAUUUUAAGAGGAAUUAUGCAAUUUUGAAUUCUGCUUUGGCACACUCUUUUACUGUAGAAAAACAUUUAUCGGUGCCUACAGAGCAAUAUUGUAUUUUUAAUGCUUUUCUCUUUCAAUUGAAAAAUGUUGGUUUUUAAAAUUGUUGUUUUCCUAUCAAGUACUACAGUGAAAAAAAAUUAAAAAAGAAUUUUGUGUUCCAGAGGGUAGAGGCAGUAUUAUGUGAUGUGAUGUUUCCACAGGCAGCAUGAAUUUGCUGUUCACUGAGACUGUAAAUCUGUUUUAUACUAACUGUGCUUUCUAUGUUCUGCUAACCUUGCAAUGCCUCCUUUGUGGUUUUAUUUUCAGCAUCUUGAUAUUCUGAACCCCAUCUUUUUCUAAGUAGCGUUUUAAAUUUGCUUUUAAGUCAUUUUAAAGAAGAAUAAAUAAACAAACUUCU
This is a messenger RNA of Calypte anna (Anna's hummingbird), 2885 nucleotides long. RefSeq names its product general transcription factor IIE subunit 1 (gene GTF2E1). Gene Ontology annotation, cellular component: transcription factor TFIIE complex. NCBI's taxonomy places the organism in Eukaryota, Metazoa, Chordata, Aves, Apodiformes, Trochilidae. Gene Ontology annotation, biological process: transcription initiation at RNA polymerase II promoter; transcription open complex formation at RNA polymerase II promoter. The transcript has 6 exons. The record is from RefSeq and is a predicted model, not a curated record. The coding region runs from base 206 to 1534 and encodes 442 amino acids.